UUGAAAGACCACAAGUUGUACCACCAACAUUAAAUGAAUUUACUAAAUGGCGUUAUAUUGGUGUUCGUACAAAACAAGAAGCUGAAUCAUUUGUUUAUUAUCCAACAGAAUUUCGAUUGUAUCAUCAAUGGGAUAAUUCUAUUAAAUUGGAUGAUACUGAUCGUCUUCCACUUACAGUAGUAUAUCGUUCAUCGGCUGGUGAUCUUUUCCAUUGGCUUGUCCGAACAAUGGGUGAAAUAAUCGAAAACAAUAGCACAAAACAAAAAGAAUACAAAAUUCGAAGUUAUUACAUCGAACAUGGUGGACCAACUUUAUCCACUCUAAAUGAGCUUAUUAGAUGCUAUGAAAAUCGUACAUAUAAUAGACAUGGUCAUAUUGAUGUAUUCCGAUUGGCAUGA
Messenger RNA from Loa loa (African eye worm), 398 nucleotides. RefSeq lists its product as hypothetical. NCBI's taxonomy places the organism in Eukaryota, Metazoa, Nematoda, Chromadorea, Rhabditida, Onchocercidae. The annotation marks the transcript as partial. The record is from RefSeq and is a predicted model, not a curated record. The transcript has 3 exons.